Cyanidioschyzon merolae strain 10D is the source of this 1308-nucleotide messenger RNA. RefSeq lists its product as hypothetical. Bases 1 to 1308 code for a protein of 435 amino acids. The record is from RefSeq and is a predicted model, not a curated record. Gene Ontology annotation, cellular component: nucleus; cytoplasm. The transcript has a single exon. Lineage: Eukaryota; Rhodophyta; Bangiophyceae; Cyanidiales; Cyanidiaceae.
AUGGCACUGCUGUCCCCGAAAAUCUUCCUCGCUACCUUACACCGGAAAGGACGAGGCCUUGGUUUCGUGUUUCCGUGGAGUUCAUCGUUCGCGGGCCGCGCUCCCUGCAUCGAAUACCCGCGUGGCGGGACACAGGCGUCAGCGUCUGGGUGCUGGCGGCACGCUGAACGAAGUUUUUCCCAGACGUCGUGGUCUCGACUCCGACGACUCGUCGUUCAGAGUGCGGCUCCAGCGAACCAGCGGCGACGUUCAUCAAAGCGAGGUGUGCUGUCUGCUGAGCGCGCCGCGGCCUUGUACCGCAGCCUGCAGAGUUUCAGCGCAAUGACGUCGCGAUCCAUUGGAACACAUUCUGGAACUUUUCACUGUGAUGAAGCGCUUGCCUGUUACAUGCUACGUUUGCUACCUGAGUUUCGUGACGCAAGCAUCAUCAGAACGAGGGAUCCGGCGCUCCUGGCUACACUGGACUGCGUGGUUGACGUUGGAGCGGAGUAUGAUCCCGAGCGCUUGCGGUUCGAUCACCACCAACGCUCGUUUUCGGAUACGUUCUCGACAUCCAAGAAAACCAGGCUUUCUUCGGCAGGCCUGGUCUACAAACACUUUGGAAGGGAGCUGAUUCGGCAGAUCACCGGCACGAGUGAUGAGAACGUGCUCGAAUUGUUGUAUACGCGCGUCUACGAUGGGUUCAUCGAGGCUAUCGACGGAAACGACAAUGGCAUCGAUGCAACGAACGAGCGUCCGCGCUAUGUCGACAACACCACCUUACCGAUGCGAAUUUCAAGACUGAAUACUCCGUGGAACGUCGAUGAGAGCGAACAGGAGCAGCUUGUACGCUUCGAACAGGCCAUGGAAAUGGCGGGUACGGAGUUCGUGGCGUACGUGCGUGGACUCUACGGGCAGUGGUUACCGGCCCGAGCAGUGGUACUCGAGGCGUUCCACAAACGCUUUGAGACUCACGCGUCGGGGCGCAUGAUUUACCUGGAGCGGUGGUGUCCGUGGAAAACGCACCUCUACGAUAUAGAAUCGGAAAAUUCAGCGCUUGGAGAGAUAUAUUUUGUGCUUUACAGGGAUCAUAGCGGGAUGUGGCGCGUUCAAGCAGUGAACAAGCCGGACUCCUUCGAGAACCGAAUUUCCCUGCCGAUUGAGUGGCGUGGAUUGCAGGACGCUGCGCUUGAAAAGGUUACCGGGAUCCGGGGCUGCACUUUUGUGCAUGCGUCUGGUUUCAUUGGCGGCAACGAGACGUAUGAAGGCGCAUUGGCUAUGGCUUGUUUGGCCUUGUCGAUGAACACAGCUCCCGUGAUGCCCACCUAG